Messenger RNA from Oryzias melastigma (Indian medaka), 2083 nucleotides. RefSeq names its product UPF0461 protein C5orf24 homolog. The transcript has a single exon. The record is from RefSeq and is a predicted model, not a curated record. NCBI's taxonomy places the organism in Eukaryota, Metazoa, Chordata, Actinopteri, Beloniformes, Adrianichthyidae. Bases 34 to 657 code for a protein of 207 amino acids.
AAAUAAUCCGCCGUUUCCUGCUCCCAGCAGAAGAUGAUGCGCCAGGUGACGACCACCGACUUCUGCAUGAACAGCAGGCCCUCGUGCCUGGCAGAGGACGGCCACCACCCUGCUUCUCACUUCGACCUGUGCACCUCCCAGCCCAGCAAGUUCUACCCUCCACCCCCCACCACGUCCCUCCAGAUGACGCUCGCUCCCAUGGCCUUACCGGCCCAAAGCCACAAGCCCAUGGUGUGCCAGAGACAGGACGUUCUGGGGGGCGACCCGCGCCCACCGGGGAAAAUAGCUGGCAUGAAGGGCGCCGAGCAAACGCCGGAUGACGGCAAGAAGAAAAGCAAAGGUGCCGGCAAGACGGGCAGACGAGGGAGACCUUUGGGAACCACCAAACUAGCUGGGUACAGAACCAGCACCGGCCGACCGCUCGGCACCACCCGGGCUGCCGGGUUCAAGACCAGCCCGGGAAGGCCGCUCGGCACGACGCGAGCCGCGGGGUACAAGGUCAGCCCAGGGCGGCCUCCCGGCAGCAUCAAAGGCCUGUCGCGCCUCAACAAACUGUCUUACAGUAGCACCUGCAGCGGAGCAGCGUUCCCGUAUCCACUUCCACACAAAGAAAUCCUCUGUGAACCUUCCUGCAAAGAGAAGACGGCCACGGAGUGAAGACUCUGCUCCGCACGCUCACCUGCCGGGACAGUAGACACGCACAGGUUUCCUGCUGCAGUUUAGUGAAGGUGAGAGGAGGAAGGCUUUUUGAUAAGAAUAUCAAUAAUAAUAUGUGUUGUUGUCAUUUGUGUGACUGCCAUCAAUAUAAUCCCCACCAGUUUUUCAGUGAGAUCUAUAGUGUACGAACAGUUUCACUAAACACAGCUGUUUUCUAGUGACUUAUGUAGCAUUUUAUGACCAACACAUCUCUCUGAAGUUAUUUGCUGCGUUUUCAUCACCUCCAACAAAGGAGGUCAUCACAAACACAACUGAUGUGUAAAAUGUGCUACAGAAGAGGAAGAAUGUACUUUGAAUGUUAGUCGGUGCAGCUUGGAGUCCAAAAAAGCAUUUGUUCUCUUUCUGUUUUUAUAAAAGAACUCGAAAGAAGAAAAAUUAUGAUAAAACAGAAGUUUAAAUGUGUUUGCAAUAGAAAAUCUGGUGGAAAAUCUGAUUUUACUGUUUGAAGAUGUAAAAAAUUUGGGCCUUGAUGGUGAAUUUCUUGAUUCAGUAGCAAAAACUUCAUCAUGAUGAUACUAAAAUCUAAUUUAAUCGAUUUCAGAAAAUCCCCUUGAAUCCAUUUCAGUUGAUUCAAGUUCUCUAAAUAAUUAUUUUUAAACAUGAACUUUUUGCAUGCAGUAAAUAUCUACACAACUAAUUCAGCUUAAAAGUAUCAAAUAAAUGAGAUAUUCGGAAUCUUUGUAAAGGAUUUUUUACAUUAAAACCAAGUUUGUGCAAGUUUAAUUUAUCAAGUGUUUUUUUUUCUUUUAUGUUUAUUCAGUUAGUUUAAAACUUUUAAUCCAGGAAAAAAAAAACACUAAUCCGAGUCACAUUUUACACACAAAAUAACUGUUUUUUUUUGUUUUACAUGAGUUAGUUAUAUUUUUCUUUUUUCUCUGUAAUUUCAAAUGUUUCCUUUAGCUGCUUUUUGAUUCCAGACUUUGUAUUAUGGUCGUCUUUAUGAGAGCAUUACACUUUAAUUCCAGACUUCUGCCCUUAAAAGGGCUCAUUUCAUAAUGUUGAUAGUUUUUUACUUCUAAAGAACUAAAGCAAAUGAGGAAAAAAAAUUAAUGUCAUUUUAAAUCUUUGUUUUGCCCUGAAUUACUUUUUGUUUUGAAACAGAAUAGUGUUCAGAGAUGAUUAUACAAAUACAUUAACUAUGGUCGAUAGCAUAGUUUCGCUGUUGGAAAUCAUGAGAUAAAACCACAACCCUUCAUCUUAUUGCUUUGAUUCUAUAAAGCCUGAAACCAUCACCUUUUAUUAGCUGAUUAUUCAUUGUUUCUCAGUCUACCACUAGAGGGCACUGUUUCUGGUAUUCUGCUGCCAAACAAUCAUUUUACAAUUGGAAAUAUUGACAGUUUGUUGUGAAUCUCUUUUUUUUUUUUUU